Messenger RNA from Zea mays, 1515 nucleotides. RefSeq lists its product as uncharacterized. Bases 299 to 1240 code for a protein of 313 amino acids. The transcript is spliced from 4 exons. Gene Ontology annotation, biological process: ubiquitin-dependent protein catabolic process; multicellular organism development. NCBI's taxonomy places the organism in Eukaryota, Viridiplantae, Streptophyta, Magnoliopsida, Poales, Poaceae. Gene Ontology annotation, molecular function: ubiquitin protein ligase activity; zinc ion binding; protein binding. Gene Ontology annotation, cellular component: cytoplasm. The record is from RefSeq and is a predicted model, not a curated record.
CAUAUGAAGGGGAACUGGGGAAGGGAUACACAUACACUACUGCACGUCUACACUAGUACUGACUACUGAGGUGGCCCGAACAACCUUUAUCCGAUUAUCCCCCCGCAUUAUCUCUCUCGGUAGUUCCCCCGUCCCCCUCGCGUGCGCUCUGUGGCGACGACUGCUCGGCCGCCGCCGCCCUACGCGCAGGCGCCCAGGUUUCCACCUUCGCCGGCGACGAGCGCCCACAAGGAAAACAAUGGAGUGGUGGGCUGCUGAUGGUUUGUACUACUUCCGGACCUGAAAGGAGCUUUUUACAAUGGCACCGGGAAGCAGCAUUGUGACUGUAGUCCCCGAGUCGGACUGUGGAGAUGACGAUGGGCUUUCUGAAUCACUUGGGGGUAUCAUGCUUGACGUAGACUCUGCAAGUAAACCGUGGUCUACAUCGGCAUCGCUAGCCAAUGUUGCAUUGUCGUCGCUGUGUGGCUUGAAUGAUUUGCUCGAAUGCCCAGUGUGUACCAACUCGAUGCGCCCACCUAUACUCCAGUGCCCAAAUGGCCACACGAUCUGCUCUAGUUGCAAGCACAGGGUAGAGAACCAUUGCCCAACCUGUCGCCAGGAACUGGGAAACAUCAGGUGCCUAGCUCUCGAGAAGGUGGCAGAGCAACUCCAGCUUCCGUGCAAGUACCAGAGCACGGGAUGCACCGAGAUCCACCCAUACAAGAGCAAACUGAAGCACGAGGAGCUCUGCAGGUUCAGGCCGUACAGCUGCCCGUACGCAGGUUCCGAGUGCCUGAUCGCAGGCGACGUCCCGUUCCUGGUGUCCCAUCUCAUCAACGACCAUAAGGUGGACUUGCACGAGGGCUGCACGUUCAACCACCGGUACGUGAAGCCCAACCCGUACGAGGUGGAGAAUGCCACGUGGAUGCUCACUGUUUUCAAGUGUUUCGGGCAGCACUUCUGCCUGCACUUCGAGGCGUUCGUGCUGGGGAUGGCGCCGGUGUACAUGGCGUUCCUGCGGUUCAUGGGCGAGGAGAGCGAGGCGCAGGGGUUCGGGUACAGCCUGGAGGUGGGCGGGGGCGGGCGGAAGCUGACGUGGCAGGGCACGCCGCGGAGCGUCAGGGACAGCCACCGGAAGGUGCGGGACAGCUUCGACGGGCUCAUCAUCCACAGGAACAUGGCGCUCUUCUUCUCGGGCGGCGGCAGGCAGGAGCUCAAGCUGCGGGUCACCGGCCGCAUCUGGAGGGAGCAAGGGCAAUGAAAAGCACCCCCGCACACAUUCCGUUGACUGGUGGUUAUGGUGGUACACCGCUGUGUUCCAUUCCAUCCCAUCAUCCGGGGGCAGCCUUCUGCUCAGCUCCUCGCCAUGAUUCAAGACCCCAUUCCGUGUUCGUCCUGUGCAUUUGCUGUAUGUACAGAUAUUUUGCAUACCUAGCCUGGAACUAGACCGUCUGCAGACAUGAUUAACACGUGGGGAAAGCCCCGGCAAAACCUGCCAGUCUGGUAUGUGCUCAUGUUAAUGCCUUUUGCAAUGUC